Messenger RNA from Stomoxys calcitrans (stable fly), 640 nucleotides. RefSeq names its product coiled-coil domain-containing protein 86. Gene Ontology annotation, cellular component: nucleolus. The record is from RefSeq and is a predicted model, not a curated record. Bases 73 to 537 code for a protein of 154 amino acids. The transcript is spliced from 2 exons. NCBI's taxonomy places the organism in Eukaryota, Metazoa, Arthropoda, Insecta, Diptera, Muscidae.
AAAAAAAAAACAAUAACAAUAACACGUGUGAGUUGAGUUAGGCGAGUGUUUAUUUUAAUUUGUGAACUAAAUAUGACUAAAACUAAAGUUACAAAUGAACCACAAGUUGGUAAGGAUAACACGACUAAAGAGUCAAGUGUAUUAACAAAUAAAAUUAAAAAGUCCAAGAAGAUCAUAAAACCUGAAAAUCAAAUCCCUCGCGGACAGCCAAAAUCGAACAGACCAUGGAAGACGCCUAAAACCAAAUUCUCUACAGUGCAAAAGACUAAGCCACGCCUUACUUUUGAAAAGAAAAUGGAACUUCGCAAUGAAAUGCGGGCCAUCAAAGAACGAUCCAAAGAAAUUAAGGAGGCCCGUAAAGAGGCUGCUGUAGCCAAACAGCAAAGACGAGUAGAAAAUGCUGAACGCCGCUUGGCCAAUGAAAGAAGAGCAGAAAUUGUUCAGGUCAUAAAGAAUCCUGCAAAACUGAAACGUAUGAAGAAGAAACAAAUGCGAUUGAUUGAAAAACGUGAUUUAAGCCAAGUUAAGGUGGUGUAAUUUUGGGUAGGGCUUUUCUUAUGGAUGAUUAGAUGUUAGAUUAAUAUAUUUAGGGUUUUCAAGUUUGUAUUGUAAACAAAAAUAAAGUAAAUAGCAGAAGAAA